CAGCUCCUCUAUUCAAUCCCCCCUGACGGCCAGAAAACCUUCGACCAUGUCGCUCAAAUACACCACAGUGGACGACAUUCCACAGAUUCACCAGGACCUGCGGAGGGCGUUCCGCACGGGCAAGACAAAGUCCAUUGCGUUCCGCAAACAGCAGCUCCUGAACCUUUGUUACCUCGUCGAGGACAACUGGGAGCGUAUCAAGGAUGCUUUCUUCGCUGAUCUUGGGCGUCCACGCGAGGAGGCUCAGCUGCUUGAACUCAACGGCACCCUUGGUGAGCUGAAGGAGGCGUACGACAACGUCGAGAAGUGGGCGGCCCCUGAGAAAGCUCCUUUCUCAUGGCUUUGGUUCGCCAUGUCUCCCACGAUCAGAAACGAGUCGAAGGGCGUCGUUCUACUAAUCAGCCCCUUCAAUUAUCCGCUGUACCUCCUUCUUUGCCCACUGGCGGGCGCUAUAGCCUCGGGGAACGCGGUGCUGAUGAAACCAUCGGAGCUUUCUCCGGCAAUGGCUGCGCUGCUCACAGAGCUCGUUCCGAGGUAUCUCGACCCGGAACUAUAUCAAGUCGUGAACGGCGGGAUACCGGAAACGACUAAGAUUCUCGAACUCCCAUUUGACCAUAUUCUCUACACGGGUGGAGGCCGUGUCGCGCGAGUCGUUCUCGCUGCCGCAGCGCGGCAUCUCACUCCGGUCACGCUUGAGCUUGGUGGCAAAUCGCCGUGUGUCAUCGACCCGAAGUGCGAUGUCAAGACCGCAGCUAAGCGUAUCAUGUGGGGCAAGCUCGUCAAUGCAGGGCAGUUGUGUCUGUCGCCGGACUACGUCCUCGUUCCGGAAUGGUUCCAAGAAACCUUCGUCGAGGCGCUGAAAAACGCGUACUACGAGCUCCACCCGAUCGACCCGAAGGUGUCCGGUCAGGUCACAAGGAUGGUGAAUGAAAGCCACGCAGCGCGGGUCAAGGCCCUUAUCGACAAUACAAAGGGCACGAUUGUCUUCGGUGGCGAGGUCGAUAUGGAGACCAAGUAUGCCGCGCCGACGCUGAUCAAGGAUGUUCGCGGAGACGAUUCGUUGAUGAGCGAGGAACUGUUUGCACCGUUCCUUCCGGUCGUGCCGGUGAAGGACGUAGAUGAAGCUAUCGAGUUCAUCAAUGAACGGGACCACCCACUCAACAUCUACGUUUUCACGAAUAACUCGGCGUUCAAGGAGAAGGUCUUCAGCAACACUCGCAGCGGUACGGCGGCCGCAAACGAUACCAUACUGCAUGUCAUGGCGUAUGGCAUGCCCUUCGGCGGUGUUGGUGGUAGUGGCACCGGUUGCACCACGGGCAAGUACAUCUUCGACACAUUUACGCACAAGCGCUGCACGACAGACUCCCCUGGCUGGUUGGAUCCCGCACUGAUGGCGGCACGCUACACGCCGUACAACAAGAGUGCGUUCCGACUCCUCAAUGCGCUCCUGAAGCCCACGCUUCCUCCGCGUGACGGCAGCAUGCCGCUCGCCACGAAGCUGAGCUACGGCGCUGUCAUCGCCCUCGCCGGCCUUGCUGCUACUUGGUUGGCAUGCACGGGCAAGCUCGAUCUGAGACUGCCGUUGCGGUUCUUGAACAGGCUCUAAGAGCCUAUACUCCCGUUCUUUGAUAGGUUUACAUGGUCGGAAUUCAGGUUUGUGUAACAUAUCGCUCGAUACGGCUACGGCCGGCACUCUCUUCUUGCUCACGCUCAUUUCAAACUGCACUUUCGCUCGGUUACUAUCACUCUACUGUUCGUACGCGGCAUGGACAGACUUUCACCCAAAUAGACUCUAGACAUUCGCAUGCCCCAAUGCAGUUCGUCAAAGCGAUAUACGUUCGAACAAUUCAUAUAUG
This is a messenger RNA of Rhodofomes roseus, 1856 nucleotides long. Its product is annotated as aldehyde dehydrogenase. Bases 47 to 1606 code for a protein of 519 amino acids. Gene Ontology annotation, molecular function: aldehyde dehydrogenase (NAD+) activity. Gene Ontology annotation, cellular component: cytoplasm. The record is from RefSeq and is a predicted model, not a curated record. NCBI's taxonomy places the organism in Eukaryota, Fungi, Basidiomycota, Agaricomycetes, Polyporales, Fomitopsidaceae. The transcript is spliced from 13 exons. Gene Ontology annotation, biological process: aldehyde metabolic process.